Fusarium venenatum is the source of this 1941-nucleotide messenger RNA. RefSeq lists its product as uncharacterized. Gene Ontology annotation, molecular function: flavin adenine dinucleotide binding; NADP binding; N,N-dimethylaniline monooxygenase activity. The record is from RefSeq and is a predicted model, not a curated record. Lineage: Eukaryota; Fungi; Ascomycota; Sordariomycetes; Hypocreales; Nectriaceae.
AUGCGUGUCGCUAUCAUCGGAGGAGGCCCCUCAGGUCUUGUCCAGCUCAAAACUCUCAAGACCGCCCACGAAUACUUUCCCUCAGCCGAGCCCUUCGAGGUCAAGCUCUUCGAAUCCUAUGACAAACUAGGUGGCGUUUUCCUUCAUCAUGUCUAUGAAGACGCUGAACUUGUUUCAUCAAAGUUCCUCACCACGUUUUCCGACUUCCGACCCCGCCCUGAAGACAACGACUUUCUCUCCUCGGAGCGGUAUAGGGAAUACUUGGAGGAGUAUACAACGUAUUUCGAUCUUUGGCCUCAUAUCCAUCUGAGUACCCCCGUCACGGGUAUCAGAAGAGGAGAUACAAGUGAGCACGUCGUCAGUUACAAAGGCCCUGGUGGCGAGGAGACCGAGUGGGAGUGCGAUGCCAUCGCUGUAUGCUCAGGCGUGCACUCAAAAGCACACAUGCCAACUAUCCCUGGUAUUGAAAAUGUCCCUGAAGUGAUACAUUCAUCAGACUUCAAGAAGCGUGAGCAAUUUGGAACUGGAAAAACAGUCAUGGUUCUCGGCAGUGGUGAAACAGGCUGCGACAUGUGCCAUCUUGCCAUCACGUCCCCCACAAAGCAAGUUGUCUUUUGUCACCGUGAUGGUUGGAUCGGAGCUCCCAAGCGAGCACCCGGGCAGAGAUUCCUGCCGUGGCUUUUCGGAGACCAAGACUACGAGGAGCCACAGUUGCCUAUCGAUGUUAGCCAAGUUACGCUUUUUGAUUCAAUGUAUGUUCAUCCCAUGGUUCGCGAUACCAUGAUCGUUUGGGAUUACUAUCAUUUCCUGGCCUUGCCUGCUGGAUGUUGGAUUUGUGGUGGUUCACCACAUGGUGUCGAUCAGUGGGUCGGUCAGAUCUUUAGUGAUCGGUUCCACGCUUCGAGAUUGUUCUGGAACAAAGGCUGGCAACGUAUUCAGAACAACGUUUCCACACCCUGGCGUCCUACCAAGUGGCCAUUGGGGACUCGUAUUCGACAGUUCUUCUUCAACACAGCUAUUACUCCCGCUAAACGUACCAUUGACGUCGCUCCUUUCCCAUCACACUUUACAUCUGAUGGUGUAGCUCACUUCCCAGAUAAUGGUCGCCCAGAAGCAAAGCUUAUUCAACGAUCAGUUAUUAAACCUGACAUGGUAAUUUUAGCAACUGGUUACGUUCCACACUUUCCCUUUCUCAACACAAAAUACAACACCGGCCGUCGACCCUACCCCGUAUCUCACGAUGCGGAUGUCCGCCAGGUCUGGUCAUCUAACGACCCUACUGUUGGAUUUAUUGGCUUCGUUCGUCCUGGAUUUGGUGCCAUUCCUCCUUUGGCUGAGAUGCAGUCUAUGCUCUUCGCUACUCACCUCCUCAACCGAGUCCCACGACCUCUUCUCAAGGAUGAUGAGUGGCAUUACCGUGUAAUCCAUGCACCGAGUGCGCGAGUUACAUAUGGUGUUGAGCACGACAGUUACGCAUACCAGCUUGCCAAGGAUAUGGACAUGGCUCCCUCGUUCACAGAUAUCCUCCGUAUCGCUCUUUAUACCCCUCGUGGUUGGCGCCUUCCUUACAUCUGGGCUGGAGGAGCCAGUUUCACCGCCAAAUUCCGCCUUGUUGGACCUUGGAAGUCGGACAGAGCAGCUGAGACUCUUACGGGAGAACUGUGGGAGACUAUUUCUCGACGCAAUGGCCUUUUUGGUAACAUACCCAUGGUUGUUGUUCCCGUUCUCUACCUUGGUAGUGUUAAUUUGUACUAUUACGUGUACUCUUUAUUCUGGGGAUCUCUGGCCAAGCUUGGGCUUUGCAAGGCGCCUGUGCCAAGGAAUGACGUGAAGAGAAAGUUUGAAGAGCUGGCUCAGAGGGAACAGAUGAAAAUGGCACAGGAUGUCAAGAUGACGGCGGAUGUACGCGUGAUGGAAGUUUCAGAAGACAGCGAUUUCUAA